UAGCCUUUCCAUCUAAAGGCAAAGCUCUGGAGUACUGGAAGGAAUUUAGUCUAAUGAGGAAGUCCGUUACGGUUUUGUUAGUUGUUUAUUUAAUUACAAGUGCUGUAUCCCUGAUUAUAUCAUGGAACCUUUAUUCUCUUCAUCUCGUUCUCCGAGUUUUUCCCCUAUUCACUACUAUUGUCUUCCUACUAUCUUGUGUUUUCCUCUUCCCUGUCUUCCUCAAAGACUACAUGAAAAAAAGAAAUGAUUCUCAUUUCCAAACGGAGGAAGCCAAAAUCAAAAGAAUUUCCCAGCCAUACUUGAAAUUCACGAGAAAAGAUUUGGUUGAAGCAACAGCCAAUUUUAGCGACACAAAAGUAAUUGGAAGGGGCCGAUUUGGAACUGUUUAUAGAGGAAUCCUCGGCAAGGGCCAAACAGUAGCCAUAAAAAGAAUGGAAUUUUCAGAGGAUAGAGAAUGUUGUCUAAAGCAUUUUUUGUCAGAGCUGGAGAUUUUGGGUCGGCUUCGUCACAGAAAUCUUAUGAGAAUAUUGGGUUAUUUCUUCAACGGUCAAGAGAUGAUAAUAGUUACAAAAUUCAUGGCUAAUUUUAGCCUGGAUGUUCUGUUGCACGGGCCAUUGGAUUGCAGACUGGAUUGGACGCAAAGAUUGAAUAUAGCCGUUGGAGUUGCGCAUGGGUUGGCAUAUCUUCACCAUGAAUGCAGGGAUACAAUUGUGCACUGUGAUCUGAAACCUGCAAAUAUACUUGUUGAUGAACAUCUGGAAGCCCAUAUUGCUGACUUUGGCAUAGCCAGGAUUAUGAACAAUACUGUGCUCCCCCCAAGCUCUUUGGGUUCUUGCUUUACUAUUGGUUAUACAGCUCCGGAAAGAGCAUAUCAAAUGAGGUAUUUUCCAAAAGCAGAUAUAUACAGUUUUGGAGUUGUAUUGUUGGAAUUAAUAAGUGGUGUAAAACCAACAAGUUCAAUUUUAGUUGAGAAGGGAUUGACGCUUUCACAAUGGGCAAACACUGUAAGGGCAAAAACCAACAUGAUGGAGCUCAUUGAUGACUGCUUGAAAGAUAUUUAUAAUGAUAAACAAGUUUAUGAUGAUCUGGAGAAAGUUAUAAGAUUGGGAAUUAUUUGUACACAUGAAGAUCCAAAACUGAGACCUGAUAUGAAAGAUGUGGUUAAAGUUUUAAUGGACAUAAAGCAAGGAAUUAGGGAGUUCGAUAUACCAAUUUCUAUACUAGCAAAUCAAGAAUUUCAAUAUUACGAAACUUUCAAAAGAGCGCAUCAAAUGAGGCCUUCUCCAAAUGAAGAUAUAUACAGUUUUGGAGUUGGAUUGUUGGAACUCAUAAGUGGUGUAAAACCAACAAGCUCAAUUUUAGUUGAGAAGGGAUUGACCCUUUCACAAUGGGCAAACGUGGUAAAGGCUACAAACAACAUGAUGGAGUUCAUUGAUGAUUUCUUGAAAGUGUUCAGGUUGAUUGGGGUAGCUUGCCCUGAUGGAAUAGCUUACAGGAACAUAUCAGGUUGGACUCUUUCUAUCGAGACAACUCUGGCCGAUGAACUCGACUUCUCGGAUUUGGUAUCGGCUAUCAGGAGAGUUUGUUAUUUGCUACACCGAACUCCCGAUGUGUUAGCUGUCUUCUAG
Molecule: messenger RNA, 1628 nt
Organism: Cryptomeria japonica (Japanese cedar)
Lineage: Eukaryota; Viridiplantae; Streptophyta; Pinopsida; Cupressales; Cupressaceae
Product: cold-responsive protein kinase 1
Exons: 4
Coding region: 54-1628 (524 amino acids)
Biological process (GO): protein phosphorylation
Molecular function (GO): ATP binding; protein kinase activity
Source: RefSeq, a predicted model, not a curated record